Molecule: messenger RNA, 1823 nt
Organism: Trichoderma asperellum CBS 433.97
Lineage: Eukaryota; Fungi; Ascomycota; Sordariomycetes; Hypocreales; Hypocreaceae
Source: RefSeq, a predicted model, not a curated record
UUGGAGUUGGCGACAGCUUGAGCUUGGGCUUCUCUUCCAAGUCAUCUUCGUCUCGACAUUGCCCCAAUUCCCCCCGCCAUUUGCCCGCGAUGCAGCACCCAAAGUCGUUGGCUCUCUUGGGUGCCGUGUGCUCCUUCACGGUGGCUGCUGCUGGCAGCGUGCCACGUGGAGUUGGACCCGAGUUCGUCUCCUAUUACCAGGAUAAGGAUGUAUUUACUUGCAUCUCCAACCCGUCCAUCAAAAUCAGCCUAGAUCGUGUCAACGACCACUCCUGCGACUGUCCAGAUGGCUCAGACGAACCCGGCACCGCAGCCUGUGCCUUCAUCGACCCUCUUUCCCCUGAACAGCCCCUGAUUGGCAGCCCGUCUGGGACUACAAAUGCCACUCAGUCCUUGCCUGGAUUCUGGUGUGCCAACAAGGGUCACAUUGGAGCCUACAUUCCAUUCUCCUACGUCAAUGACGGCAUCUGCGAUUACGAUGUCUGCUGCGAUGGAUCAGAAGAGUAUGGACAUGUCAAUGGCGUCAAGUGCAACGACCGCUGUGCGGAGAUUGGCAAAGAAUACCGAAAGCUCGCUGAAGCUAGAAGGAAAAGCGUUGAAAAGGCCAGCGUGAUAAAGCAGCAAAUGCUUAAGGAGGCAAAGCAGCUCCGUCAGGAGGUCGAGCGUCGCGUUACAAUACUAGAGCAGGAUAAAAAGAACAUUGAAGCUAGAAAGGCAGAUCUGGAACAGAAAUAUGCCGAAGCUCUGAAGGAAGACAGCAACAGGGUUGUUAAGAGCGAAGGCGCUGGCGGCAAGCUUGGUGUCUUGGUUGGCCUUGCUAAAGAUAGGGUUGAGGAGCUGCGAGAAGCUCUCAGACUGGUUACAGAAGAUCGCGAAGCCCUGCGUGCCAAGAAGAACGAGCUCGAGGCCAUUCUCAAGCAGUUCAAGGAAGACUACAACCCCAACUUCAACGACGAAGGAGUCAAGGCCGCCGUUAGAUCAUGGGAAGACUACGCGGCCCGUGAAGCUUCGUCUGACCAGUCCGAGUUCCAUGAGUCUGACAUCAACGAGAUUCUUCAAGAGGAUGACGAGACCAAUGGAGUAAACUGGAAAGCAUUCGAUGAGUUUGGCGAGGACACAGACGUCCUUUUAUUGCUCUGCGUUUUGCUAACUCUGAGAGCCGCUUCGGUCAAAGUAUACAACUUCAAUGCUUACCUGCCUCCAUUUAUUCGCAAUGUGGUUCAAGAAAAACUCCGGUCUAUUCGCAAAUGGCUCGUCGAAAAUGGCCUGAUUGCUGCUGCUCCCAGCACUGGGUCAGAAUCAAACGAAGUCAGGAUUGCCCGAGAGUACGCCGAAGCAGCUGACGUGGAUCUCAGAAACAAGAUCAGGGAUCUCGAGGCAGACCAGUCAGAUCUUCAGAAGGACUAUGGCCCAUCUGACAUUUUCCGCGCUAUCAAGGGCAAGUGUGCUGAGAUUGAUUCCGGCGAAUACACUUAUGAAAUCUGUUGGCUCGACAAGACAAUGCAGAAAUCCAAGAAGGGCCACGGAUCCACCAACAUGGGCAACUUUGAUAGGAUCGAUAUUGAAAUGGCAGAUGAUGACGAGAGGGUGGAUGGUAAGAGUCUUGGCAGUGGUCCUAGGAUGGUAAUGCGGUACAACAACGGCCAGACAUGCUGGAACGGCCCUCAGAGACGAACCGACGUCUGGCUCGGAUGCGCGGAGAAGGAAGAAGUCUGGAGAGUGACCGAGGCCGAGAAGUGCGUCUACAAGAUGGAGGUAGGAACACCAGCCGCCUGUGAGUAUGAAGAGGAUGUGAAAAACUCUCACAACAAGGAUGAACUAUAA